Camellia sinensis is the source of this 1639-nucleotide messenger RNA. RefSeq names its product SET domain group 40 (gene SDG40). The record is from RefSeq and is a predicted model, not a curated record. Lineage: Eukaryota; Viridiplantae; Streptophyta; Magnoliopsida; Ericales; Theaceae. Gene Ontology annotation, biological process: peptidyl-lysine monomethylation. Gene Ontology annotation, molecular function: protein binding; protein-lysine N-methyltransferase activity.
AUGUCGAAGUGCAAUUUCACGACUGUGAAAAAGCAGAACACAGAGAGACAGAGAGAGAUAUGGAAGAAGAAGAAGAAGAAGGAAGCCUAGAAAGCUUGCUGAAAUGGGCUGCAGAGAUCGGAAUAUCAGACUCUCCAUCGUCAAACCGCCCUCCCUCCUCCUCCUCCUCCUCCUGUCUCGGUCAAUCUCUCUCCGUCUCACAAUUCCCUGACUCUGGCGGGAGAGGCUUAGCAGCUAUCCGUGAUCUUAGAAAAGGCGAAUUGAUCCUCAGAGUUCCAAAAUCAGCCCUAAUCACCACUCAAAUUCUACUCAAAGACCAGCCACUCUCUCUUUCCAUCAAUAAACACCCUUCUCUCUCCUCCACUCAGAUAUUGACUGUUUGUUUGUUAUAUGAAAUGGGCAGGAAAGAUUCUUGGUGGUAUCCCUACCUGAUGCAGUUACCCCGCUGUUACGAUACGCUACCAUGUUUUGGUCAAUUUGAGACACAAGCUUUCCAAGUGAAUGAUGCUAUCUGGGCUGCAGAAAAGGCCACAGUGAAGGCUGAAUUCGAUUGGAAAGAAGCUAUUUCCCUUAUGAAAGAACUAAAGUUAAAUCGUCGUCUCCUAACUUUUAGGGCAUGGCUUUGGGCUUCUGCAAGUAUAUCCUCCCGUACAUUGCAUGUACCAUGGGAUAAUGCUGGGUGUUUAUGCCCUGUGGGGGACUUGUUCAAUUAUGCUGCACCUGGGGAGGAGGACUUCGAUUCUGAAGACCCCUUUGUCUCUGAAGACUCAAGUAGUAGGAAAAAUGCCUCUUCCAUGCAAGUAAAUUUUUCAUGGAAUGGAGACACCACAGAACAAUUUGAUGUAGAGCAGAUUGAUCCAAAUUUACUGAGAUUAACGGAUGGUGGCUAUGAGGAUAAUGUCUCUGCAUAUUGCUUCUAUGCUAGAAGAAACUAUAAAAAAGGAGAGCAGGUCCUUCUAAGCUACGGGACAUACACAAAUUUGGAGCUUCUUGAGCACUACGGGUUUCUUCUAGAUAAAAACCCAAAUGAUAAGGCUUUUAUUCCCUUAGAACCUGAAAUUUAUUCGUUGUGCUCAUGGCCCAAGGACUCACUAUACAUUCACCCAAAUGGGAAGCCAUCCUUCACCCUACUCUCUGCUCUGCGGUUAUGGUUAACCCCUCCAAGCCAGAGGCGGUCUGUUGGACACCUUGUUUAUUCAGGAUCUCAACUAUCAGCGAAGAACGAGAUAAUUGUCAUGGGAUGGAUAGUGAAGAACUGCAAUGUAAUUUUGAACAAAUUUGUUACAUCAAUUGAGGAAGACAAGUUACUCCUCCGCACCAUUGACAAAAUGCAAGAUUUUUGUACUCCCGCAGAGCUUGAGAGACUACUGUCAGCAUUUGAAGGCGAGGCUCGUGUCUUUGCAGAAACCAAGGGUCUGAUCAAUGGAGAGACUGGUGUAAAUUUACUUCAAUCGAGGCAGAUGAGGAGAUACAUGGAUAGAUGGAAAUUGGCAGUUCAGUGGAGACUUGGGUACAAGAAAACCCUAGCUGACUGCAUUGCUUAUUGUUCUAAGGAAAUUGACAAAUUCUCUUCUGAAAAUGAUUCAACCAUGAUAAUUACUCAUAAUUCAAUGUGAAAAUUUUUGAUUUAUUUAUUUGA